This is a messenger RNA of Peronospora farinosa, 393 nucleotides long. The record is from the annotation of a GenBank genome assembly. Lineage: Eukaryota; Oomycota; Peronosporomycetes; Peronosporales; Peronosporaceae.
AUGCCUCGUGACGAGCAGUCGUACCGUAAUAUGGACCAGCAGCAGUUCGACAGUCAACGUGCAGAAGACGAGGCACGGCAAGACGCAUUGUUGGAUCAAAUCCACGGCGGUGUCGUGGGUCUUAAGAACCAGGCGCAUGCAAUUAAUGACGAAGUCGUGGAGCAAAAUAUCAUGAUUGAUGACAUUGGCAACCGAAUGGACAAUGCAACUCGUGAUAUUGCACAGGAAGAGAAAGCAGCGCGGGAGGCGAAUGCUCGCAAAAAGAAGGCAAGUUUGUAUACCUUUUUAGUGGAAAAACGUUUAGGGGCAUGCAAAUUAUACGGUGUGAUUGUGGUUCUAGUGGUGAUUCUCAUCAUUGUGUUCAUCAUUCCGGCCCCUGCCUCAUCACAAUAA